Molecule: messenger RNA, 2670 nt
Organism: Marmota monax (woodchuck)
Lineage: Eukaryota; Metazoa; Chordata; Mammalia; Rodentia; Sciuridae
Gene: Tmem231
Product: transmembrane protein 231
Exons: 7
Coding region: 75-1025 (316 amino acids)
Biological process (GO): cilium assembly; regulation of protein localization
Cellular component (GO): ciliary transition zone; ciliary membrane
Source: RefSeq, a predicted model, not a curated record
GAGAAGCCAAACUUAGUCAUCCCUCUGGAAUCGCGAAGAGCGCCCGGCCAGCGGCGGGACUGCACGCGCUGCUCAUGGCUCUGUACGAGCUCUUCUCUCACCCCGCCGAGCGCGGCUACCGCGCGGGGCUCUGCUCCAAAGCCGCGUUGUUCCUGCUGCUGGCCGCCGCCCUCACCUACAUCCCGCCGCUGCUGGUGGCCUACCGGAGCCACGGGUUUUGGCUGAAGCGGAGCAGCUACGAGGAGCAGCCGACCGUGCGCUUCCAGCACCAGGUGCUCCUCGUGGCCCUGCUGGGGCCGGAGCACGGCGGGUUCCUGGCCUGGAGCACGUUCCCCGCCUUCAACCGGCUGCAGGGGGAUCACCUGCGCGUCCCGCUCGUUUCGUCUAGAGAAGAAGACAGGAACCAGGAUGGGAAAAUGGACAUGUUACAUCUUAAGCUGGAGCUUCCUCUGCAGCCCACAGAGCACGUCCUUGGUGUGCAGCUCAUCUUGACCUUCUCCUACCAAUUGCACAGGAUGUCAACCUUUGUGAUGCAGAGCAUGGCAUUUCUCCAGUCUUCCUUUGCUGUUCCUGGGUCCCAGUUGUAUGUAAAUGGAGACCUAAGGUUGCAGCAGAAGCAGCCGCUAGGCUACAGUGGCCUAGAUGUCCGAUAUAAUGUGUCUGUGAUCAAUGGGACCAGCCCUUUUGCCUACGACUAUGACCUAACCCACAUUGUUGCUGCCUACCAGGAAAGGAAUGUUACCACCGUCCUGAAUGACGCCAACCCCAUCUGGCUGGUGGGCAGGGCCGCGGAAGCUCCAUUUGUGAUUAAUGCUGUCAUCCGAUACCCUGUGGAAGUCAUUUCUUACCAGCCAGGAUUCUGGGAGAUGGUGAAGUUUGCCUGGGUCCAGUAUGUCAGCAUCUUGCUCAUCUUCCUCUGGGUGUUCAAGAGAAUCAAAAUAUUUGUGUUUCAGAAUCAAGUGGUGACUACAAUCCCUGUAACAGCAAUGCCCCCCGGAGAAGUCUAUAAGGAGCACUUAUCCUAAGAAGACCUUUCUGAAGACUCAGCAGAUCCGAGGCUACCUCACUGUUGUCUUCUGAGAACUGCCGUGUUACCACAUUUCUGAAAACAGUGCGGUGGACACGUGAAGGCUUACAUAAGAGUUUUUCCCCUCAGAGACAAAAGACAGUUCUUUCCAAUCUUGCUCUACACAAAUCCCAUAUUUUCUUAAGUACCAACAAAAUUGUCAGGGACUAGUUUGUGGGAAGGUCAGAAGGUUCCCCGAGGCUAUCAUUCAUUUUUGUUUUUGUUUUUAGCCUUACCCAUAGGAGAAAAUCACAGUUCUGACAUCUUGGAAAGAGUCCCAUCUCUGGUGGAGGAAAGACUUUUCCUCUUUUGAACUGAGAAGCCCUGUGCUUUCCUCCCCCUAUUGUAAGCCACUCUUUACUCUGUUCAGGGCUUUCAUGAUAAAUAUGCUAAUCCCUAGCACUUGCUACUCCUGGGUAUCUACAGUUCCCAUUCAGAGCUUUGAUUUCUAGAACAUAGGCCUUUAACUGGAGAACUGCAAGGGGAGGGCACAGCACAAGAGCAGCGAAAGCCUGUGCAGAGGGUGGGCGACUUAAGGACACUGGGACAGUCCACCUGCCUCAGCCUAACAGACGCCGUCUGUCACCAGCUCAGCUGAACCACCCUCUCUCCCUGCGCUACAGAGGCUGGCUCUUUGCCCUGCCUCUUGCCCUCUGUCUGUGUCCCUGGAAUGGCAGGCUGAAGUCAGAAGUGCUGUUUCAUUCAGUCCCCCCAGCAGCAGUGGGGGACGCAAGGGUUGUAACAACAGGUCCUUUCUCUCUGGCCCUCACCCAACAGCCUGGACCCUUGCCACUCCUUCUCCUUGACAGCCCUCCCCUUUCCUGAAAGGACGUGGGUGACAGAGGAGUUGUUGUUGGUGUUGGCUCCCACUGCCUGACAACCGCAGGGUUUAUUUGGAGGGCUAGCAGGAAGCCCAGCUCCUCACAUUCCCCUUGACUGAGGAACUGGGUGCCCAGCAGAGGGGUGCUUUGGGGAGGACAGGAGGAGAAGCAAGGGAAGGAAUAGGAUGCUAGCUCAGGGAGUCCUGUCCAGGCUGGCCAGCAGCUGCAUGAUAAGCUGCCAGCUCUUCCAGGCAGGGAGAGUGGGCUUCUGCUGUACACGGAAGACGCCAUUCAGCCCCAGUCUCACCCUGAGCAAGGAUACAGUCUGGUCUGAGGUCUUCUGCUUUAUGAUCCCCACCACAUCAUAGCACUGGAAGGACAGUCCCCUGUGACCCAUGCUUCAUGUCCACUAACAAACACCCCUCUGUGUAUGCCUCAACUUACUUUGGAGAUUCAAUUCUUAUUUCCAAAGCAUCUUUUCUUUCAGGCUGACCAAAAUGAGAUUGUUGGAAACAGCUAUGUUGAAGUAUUCAGGCAGGAAAAUUCCCGAACACUAGUUUCUCUGACUUCUUUUAAAAUAUUUAGAGCUAGUUAUAUGCCUACAUAUUUUUCCCUUGAGAUAUAAAUGAAAAAUGGUUUCUGGUUUAAAUCUCAAAUAGGUAAUGCGAUAUGGAAAGAUGGCUGAAGAUAAGCAUUGCAUUUUAUUAAAUUAUUCUAAUGUGAGAUUUAUAUGGAGAAUUAAUUAUGUUUUAUAACUUUCUAAUUAAAAUAUUCAAAAUGGAA